UCGUUCCUCAUCGAUCUUGGUGUGGCCGAGCUGGACCGCUUCGAUGACCGUGAGGCGCUGAUCUUCCGUGAGAACACACUGGCCACCAAAGCCAUCGACGAGUACAUGAAACUGGUGGGGGGCAAGUACCUCCAGGACACGUUGGAGCUGGGCGAGGUCUUCGCAGCCUGGCAGGAGGAGUGUGCGGCGCGGGGCAAGGCGCCCAUCGGGCAGCGCCUGGUCUCGGCCUCCCUCUUCCUGCGGUUCCUCUGUCCCGCCGUCAUGUCCCCCAGCCUCUUCGGCCUCGUCCAGGAGUACCCCACCGAGGCCACCGCCCGUACCCUCACCCUCGUGGCCAAGGUCAUCCAGAACUUGGCCAACUUCACCACGUUUGGUGAGAAGGAGGCCUACAUGGGCUUCAUGAAUGAGUUCUUGGAGCACAACUGGAGCACCAUGACGGACUUCCUGCAGAGCGUGGCCAACCCCGAGAGCAGCAUCCACAUGACCACCUACGACGGCUAUGUGGACCUGGCUCUGGAGCUCGCCACUCUACACCUCCUGCUCUGCGACAUCUUCUCCAGCCUGGACCAGGCCACCCAGCAGGAGCUGGAGCCCCUGCCCACCAUCCUCACCGCCAUCAGGGAGGGGACCCCUGUCCCCGUCUCCGUCCGGCUCAGCUCCACCACGGAGCGAAGGCCCGGCCCCCCCAUCAGGAGCCAGUCCCUCAUCAGCAUCCGCCGCGUCCGGGGUCGGGAAGACGGGCCGGAACCGGCACCAUCACCGGCACCGGUGCCGUCACCGCCACCCAACCGAGAACGCCGCAACGUGCAGCGCACCCAGAGCGUUCCGGCGCAGAGCAAAGCCGCCCGGCGCCUGCGCAAGCAGAGCAGCGCCGAGCAC
Messenger RNA from Tauraco erythrolophus (red-crested turaco), 879 nucleotides. Lineage: Eukaryota; Metazoa; Chordata; Aves; Musophagiformes; Musophagidae. The record is from RefSeq and is a predicted model, not a curated record.